This is a messenger RNA of Desarmillaria tabescens, 519 nucleotides long. RefSeq lists its product as uncharacterized. The transcript has 3 exons. Lineage: Eukaryota; Fungi; Basidiomycota; Agaricomycetes; Agaricales; Physalacriaceae. The record is from RefSeq and is a predicted model, not a curated record. The coding region runs from base 1 to 519 and encodes 172 amino acids.
AUGGAUUUCAAACACAUCGACCCCGAACUUAUCAUCACUGCCAUUUCUUCGUGGGGCUCCCCUCUGUCCAUCGCCGCCGUUGUCUUCCUCAUGUUACGACUCUUCAUACAUCCACUGAUCCCACCGUUUACGCCUGGUCACAUACUCAGCGAGGGCGAGUACAUGAUGGAAGAAAUUAUGCAUUUGUUCGAAGACCAUCUUGAAGAACUGGCCGACACUGGGUUAUAUAGUCGCUUCACAAUAGACAGCCUCAGAAACAGGAGGCAUCUUCUGGGUCAAAGUAUUGAAGAAGCGAACGAGGAAGCUGGCCUCUCCUCCUCGUACACAUACAUCACGAAAGUGGUAGCUUAUUGGAAGGAAUCCAAACAGUGUCGGCAAGAGCUGAAGGCGCUGCGACGAGAGAUACAGCGACAGACGUGGAAAUUUAAGACCCGGAAGGACCAGUCCUGGCGUAAUGCGUCGAAGGAAUCACGCAAGCCUGGUAGGCGCUGCACGUCGAUUCAUGGGAGCAUGGUCUGA